GCUCUCAGUGUUUCGCUGGACUGCGAGCAGCUUGGUUCCGAUUCUUGACCGGCAGCAACGGCUGACCGAACGCGAAUACGCGAGACUGGAGUGAAUUUCAUUAGCGUUCUCGUUGUUUUUUUUUUCAAAUCUAUUCGCGGUUCGCUUACGGCAAAUAACUCAAAGGCGCUAGACGGGAAUCGAUUCGAACAAACGCAAAAUAGUCGGGUUCUAAUUCUAAUAAGAUUAGAUUGCAUCUAAGAGCUAUGCAUCUUAACGAACUUGCUCGAACGGGUGACGGUAAACUGAUUGAGUGUUGAGACCGACUAAUUGGCGCAAGUCUUGGAAAACUUGCUAGAAGCUAUCGCAGAUGAUCGUCGACUUAGUACCUGUCACUAUCAUUACACAGCAACUUGUAAAAAGUUAAAUACUUGAACCGGGAAGCUGAGUGUGACGAUAAAUCUGCUGUGUUGUGCUAGUUGCCAUUGUACAUGUAAUAACGAUAUAGUGUUGUAACCUGAUGAAUUCGGUUCAACAAGUCAUCCCUGGUGGGGAGUUGCGUGCUGCGUAAGAAAGCAAAUUUUAUUAGCUAAGCACUGAUUUGCACACAAGUUAGUUAGUCAAAGGGCAACAGGCUAAGAACUCGGUGGAAUAUUCUAAUAGACAUUCAGAACUAUUCGUAACGGUUGGGGGAAAAGACACCAAAAUGCAGCUCUGGUUACGUGUACUGGGUGUUGUGUUGAGAAUAGUCAACUUCUUGCUGACACCGUUCAUCAAGUUUGUCGGAGGAUCACGACGUAAGACGCCGUUCCCAGAGAUUCGCAAUGAAAUGCUGGAGAUACCUGCUGUGGACUUGGCCGAACGCAUCAGAAACAAAGAGCUACGAUCGGAAGAUGUGGUCCGGGCAUACAUCGAUCGCAUACGAGAGGUAAAUCCCCUGAUCAAUGCCGUCGUGGAGGAGCGCUUUGCUGCCGCCAUCGAAGAUGCCAAAAAGGCUGAUGACAUGAUCGCAAAUAUGCAGGCCAUCUGGCUGAUCAAAACACAUCCGCUGUUGGGUGUUCCGUUCACGGUGAAAGAAAGUUGUUCGUUGAAGGGUGCUCUGCUUACCGGAGGUUCUCUGCCGCGCCAAGGAAUCAAGGCAAGCUCCGACGGUGAGGCCGUGGCGCUUUUGAGAGCUGCUGGAUGUAUCCCACUGUUGGUUUCCAACACGCCGGAAUAUUGUCUCAGCUGGGAGUCCUACAAUCACAUUACCGGGCGAACACUUAAUCCAUAUGAUUGCCGACGAACGGCAGGAGGAUCGUCUGGUGGCGAAGGAGCACUAAUUGCUGCCGGGGCGUCUUUAUUCGGUGUCGGCAGCGAUAUAGCCGGAUCGAUUCGAUUGCCGGCGCUGUUCAAUGGAAUUUUCGGCCACAAGCCGACGGCUGGUGUCAUAUCGAUCAAGGGACAUUUUCCCUCCUCGUCUGACGAAAAGUUCUCCAACUUUCUAACCGUUGGUCCCAUGUCCCGCUAUGCGAAGGAUCUACCGACUCUAGUACACAUCAUGGCCGGUUCACAGGCCUACAAGCUGCGCCUAGACGAAACUGUCUACACCAAGGAUAUCCGAAUCCACUACAUGGAGGACGUUGGCUUUAACCCUGGUUUCAUACCAGUCGACGAAGAGAUCAAGAUAGCGAUGUACCGAGCGGUACAGUUCUUCAAGGAUCAUGGACUCCAAACCGAGCGAGCCGAGUUUGAUCACAUCAAUGAAAGCUUGGAGAUGGCCAUGUGUACACUGCAGGCGCUGGAAGACGUUCCAAGCAUUUUUGACAACAGAGAAAAUCCAAAAGAGAAGCACAGUUUAUUCGCUGAACUGGGUAGAGCAAUGAUUGGAAGGUCGCAAUUAACAUUGGCAGGAGUUGUGUUCUACAUACUGUACAAUACAAAAUAUUUAUUAACUCCGGAAGAACAUCAGAUUUAUUUAAGGAAAGCAGGGGAGCUGAAAAAACAGAUAACUGAUACUCUGGGAACUGACGGAGUCCUAUUUCUGCCAACAUUUCCCAAGCCGGCCUUACGGCAUUAUGAAUCCUUCACCCACACAACGGGAGUAACGUACACGAUGCUAUUCAACGCGUUAGGAUUCCCGGGAACCCAUGUCCCGCUUGGAUUCAACCGACAGGGUUUGCCAAUCGGAAUUCAAAUUGUUGCUGCCCCCUUCCAGGAUCGUCUGGCUUUGUGCAUUGCAAGAGAGCUGGAAGCUGCGUUUGGUGGCUGGAAAGCUCCACACUAAGCGUAUCGCUUGGGAGUAUCAAGCAACCAGUGAAGUGUUUUUUUUUUUGUUUAUGAAAUUGUGAUAUAGAAGAAACCAAAAGCAUGAUGAACAGAGUUAAUCGAUGCCAUUAUCGAACUUUUGAGUAGCAUUUACCUAUAAUUUUAAUACAAUGAAUAAAAUGAAUUCAAUUUGCCGUCGCAUUGAGUACAUUGCGAAAAACAUGGAACGAAAGGAUUUCAAUAAAACAAACUAUGUUAAUGUUUUCAA
This is a messenger RNA of Wyeomyia smithii (pitcher-plant mosquito), 2494 nucleotides long. RefSeq names its product fatty-acid amide hydrolase 2-B. Bases 686 to 2245 code for a protein of 519 amino acids. The record is from RefSeq and is a predicted model, not a curated record. The transcript has 5 exons. Lineage: Eukaryota; Metazoa; Arthropoda; Insecta; Diptera; Culicidae.